This is a messenger RNA of Spinacia oleracea (spinach), 1819 nucleotides long. RefSeq names its product hydroxymethylglutaryl-CoA lyase, mitochondrial. The transcript has 9 exons. The record is from RefSeq and is a predicted model, not a curated record. NCBI's taxonomy places the organism in Eukaryota, Viridiplantae, Streptophyta, Magnoliopsida, Caryophyllales, Amaranthaceae. Gene Ontology annotation, cellular component: mitochondrion. Gene Ontology annotation, molecular function: hydroxymethylglutaryl-CoA lyase activity. Gene Ontology annotation, biological process: L-leucine catabolic process; ketone body biosynthetic process. The coding region runs from base 397 to 1602 and encodes 401 amino acids.
CACAAACCUUUAAAUUGGGACAAAGUAUUUUUCCUACCACAAGAAUCACUCUCACACCUUUCAACAAUCAAGAAUCAACACACAAUUUUCAAUUUUUUUCCAUUUCUCUCUCAAAAAUAGUUUUAGUUUCUCUCUCUACAUCUCAUUUUCUACAACAAACACCAAGAACGAUUUAUGAGCAGCUAGCUCCCUUUACAUGUUUGUUGUAUCUUUAAUUAUUAUUAUCAAUUUUUCUUCUCUUUCUCAACUACCCACAAAAAUUUGAUCAAAAAAAUUGAAUAUUAUUGAAUUUUAGUGGAAAAAAGCAAAAAGCAAAAGAGGAAGACAAUUCCCCUUUUUUCCCUGAAAAAUCUAGGGUAUUCAGUUCAAUUUUGGGUUUUUUGACUCAAUUUCAGAAUGUCGAGUUUGGAGGAACCCCUCAGGUUUUCAUCUGGUUCAUGUCGGCCACGAGGAGAGGAUUUGGGCAUGGGAGCUCGUUGGAUUGAAGGAAGCAGGUGCAGCACAUCCAACAGUUGCAGUGAGGAUACCGAAGAUUAUAUGGGAGAAGCUUUUCUAUGGGGGAGGAAAAGUAGGGAGUCCCAUGGUAACUCUUUCAGCUGGAGAAGCUUAAGCUUAGGUAGAAAUCAUAUGACUUAUGUAAAUCAUGACAAGUGCACUGGUGCCAAAAGGAGUAAGGUUACAAAUGGCAUACCAAAUUAUGUGAAGAUCGUGGAGGUUGGUCCGAGAGAUGGACUCCAAAAUGAGAAGAACAUGGUGCCUACUCAUGUAAAGGUUGAGUUGAUCCAUAGACUAGUUUCUGCUGGAUUAUCUGUUGUUGAGGCAACAAGUUUUGUCUCGCCCAAAUGGGUACCUCAGCUCUCAGAUGCGAAAGAUGUUAUGAAAGAAGUUUGCAAUGUGGAUGGUGCUCGUCUUCCUGUGUUGACCCCAAAUUUAAAAGGAUAUGAAGCAGCUAUAGCAGCUGGUGCUAAGGAAAUUGCUGUUUUUGCAUCCGCUUCAGAAUCCUUCUCAAAGUCGAAUAUAAACUGUAGCAUUGAUGAAAGUCUUGUUCGUUAUCGUGCUGUUGUCUCUGCUGCUAAAAAACUCUCAAUUCCAGUUCGUGGGUAUGUUUCAUGUGUUGUUGGUUGCCCGGUAGAAGGGCCGAUUCCUCCUGCAAAGGUGGCAUAUGUAGCCAAGGAACUGUAUGCCAUGGGCUGCUUCGAAAUCUCUCUAGGUGAUACUAUUGGCACCGGAACACCAGGUACUGUAAUUCCCAUGCUCGAAGCUGUAAUGGCUGUUGUUCCUGUUGAGAAGCUCGCUGUGCAUUUCCAUGAUACUUAUGGACAAUCUCUUCCAAACAUUUUGGUGUCUCUUCAGAUGGGAAUCAGUACACUCGAUUCCUCGGUAGCAGGACUUGGUGGAUGCCCAUAUGCAAAGGGAGCAUCAGGAAAUGUUGCAACAGAAGAUGUGGUAUACAUGCUUCAUGGACUCGGCAUCACCACUAAUGUAGACCUAGGCAAGCUGCUGUCUGCUGGCGAGUUCAUCUGCAAGCAUUUGGGUCGGGUUUCUGGUUCUAAAACUGCUAUCGCGUUGGGCCGAGCAACCUAUGAUACCUCUAAGAUGUGAACUUACAAGUUACAACUAUAUGAUAUGAAGAUCAAGUGAAACGAGGCGAUAACGAUAAUCUUGUUUCAUGUAUUUCUUAUUUUUGUAACAAGUUAUAUACAAACAAUUCUGCAAAUGCAGUUACUCUAAAAAUAUAUACCAUAUGUAGACCAUUGAGAAUUUGAGAUAUCUCCCACUUAACAAUAAUUGAAUGAUUAUGCAAAGUGUAUUUUGGCUA